AUGCUCGCUAUACAGGUUAGGUUCAAUACUCGCUCUGCAUGUUGGGAUCAAAGCCCGCUCUUUAUGUUGCGAUCAAAACCCGCUCUGCAGGUUGGGUUGAAUAUUUGCUCUGCUGGUUGGGUUCAGUGUUUGCUCUCCAGGUUGGGUUCAAUGUUUGCUCUGCAUGUUGGGUUCAAUGCUCGGACUGCAGGUUAUUUUCAAUGUUCGCUCUGCAGAUUGGGUUCAAUGCUCGCUCUACAGGUUGGGUUCAAUACUCGCUCUGCAGGUAAGGUUCAAUGCUCGCUCCACAGGUUAAGUUCAAAUAUCUCUCUGCAGAUUAGUUUCAAUGCUCGCUCUGCUGAUUUGGGUUUAAUCUUCACUUUGCAGGUUGGGUUCAAUGCCUGCUCUGGAGAUUCGGUUCAAUGCUCGCUCUACAGGUCGGGUUCAAUGCUCGCACUGCAGGUUAGUUUCAAUGCUCGCUCUGAAGGUUUAAUGCUCGCUCUGUAUGUUGGGAUCAAAACCCGCUCUGCAGGUUGGGUUCAAUGCUUGCUCUGUAGGAUGGUUUCAAUGCUUGCUCUGCAUGUUGGCUUUAAUGCUCGCUUUGCAGGUUCAAUUCUGGCUCUGCAGGUUAGGCUUUAUGCUCGCUCUGCAUGUUGGGAUCAAAGCCCGCUUUGCAGUUUGGGUUCAAUGUUUGCUCUGCAGGUUGGGUUCACUGCUCGCUCUGUUAUAUUCAAUGCUCGCUCUGCAGCUUAUGUUCAAUACUCGCUCUGCAUUUUGGGUUCAAUGCUCGCUCUGCAGGUUGAGCUCAAUGCUCGCUCUGCAGGUUUAUUUCAAUGCAUGUUUCUCAAUACACUAGUAUAA
Molecule: messenger RNA, 840 nt
Organism: Protopolystoma xenopodis
Lineage: Eukaryota; Metazoa; Platyhelminthes; Monogenea; Polystomatidea; Polystomatidae
Source: the annotation of a GenBank genome assembly